This is a messenger RNA of Acanthosepion pharaonis, 1149 nucleotides long. The record is from the annotation of a GenBank genome assembly. NCBI's taxonomy places the organism in Eukaryota, Metazoa, Mollusca, Cephalopoda, Sepiida, Sepiidae.
AUGGACAAAAUUCAAAUCCGCACGAUUUUCUUGUUCCAGUUCAAACUAGGCCGAAAAGCUGCCGAGACAGCUCGCCUUCCUUCCUUUCUUCUUUCUUUCUUUUUUCUUUCUUUCUUUCUUUCUUUUUUCUUUUCUUUCUUUCUUCUUUUCUUCUUUCUGCCUUCCUUCCUUGCUUCUUUCUUUCUUUCUUUCUUUCUUUCUUUCUUUCUUUCUUUCUUUCUUUCUUUCUUUCUUUCUGUUAGUCCAAUCUUUCUUUCCUUCUUUUUGUUAAUCCAUUCUUUCUUUCUUUCUUUCUUUCUUUCUUUCUUUCUUUCUUUCUUUCUUUCUUUCUUUUUUAAUCUCUUUUUUCUUUCUAUAAUACGCGUAGAUUUGUCUAUGGUAGAUGUUAAUCGGCUGUCAUCGUUUCAUAUUCUUCUUCUAUUUAAAUGUUUCUUCUUCUUCAUCAUUUUCUCCUUCUUCUUCUCCUUCUUCUUCUUCUUCUUCUUCUUCUUAAGCGUUUCUUCUUCUUUUCAAGCCUUUCUUCUUCUUCUUCUUCUUCUUUCCUUCCUUCCUUCCUUCCUCCACUAUUUCUUUCUCCUACACCCACCCUUUCUUCUCCUUCUUCUUCUCCUUCUUCUUCUUCUUCUUCUUAAGCGUUUCUUCUUCUUUUCAAGCCUUUCUUCUUCUUCUUCUUUCCUUCCUUCCUUCCUUCUUUCCUUCCUUCCUCCACUUCUUCUUUCUUCUUUAAAAAUUUUUCUUCUCCUUCUUCUUCUCCUUCUUCUUCUUCUUCUUCUUCUUCUUCUUUCCUUCCUUCCUUUCUUCCUUCCUCCACUAUUCAUUCUCCUACACCCACCCUUUCUUCUUCUUCUUAUUCUUCUUCUUCUUCUUCUUUCCUUCCUUCCUUCCUCCACUAUUUCUUUCUCCUACACCCACCCUUUCUUCUUCUUCUUCUUCUUCUUCUUCUUCUUCUUCUUUCAACAUAUCCCCAUCUUUUUUCUUUUAUGCCUUAACUCCUUAUACUUCUUCUAUCUUCACUCUCUCUCUCUCCAGCUUUCUCUUUUUCUUUCUUUCUUUUUUUCUUUAUUUAUUUACCUAUAUAUUUCUUUCUUCUCUUUCUUCUUUUCUUCAAGUGUCUUCAGUUUCUUCUUUCUCUUCCUCCUUUUAAACUAA